Molecule: messenger RNA, 1815 nt
Organism: Momordica charantia (bitter melon)
Lineage: Eukaryota; Viridiplantae; Streptophyta; Magnoliopsida; Cucurbitales; Cucurbitaceae
Product: nicotianamine aminotransferase 1
Biological process (GO): L-tyrosine catabolic process; biosynthetic process
Molecular function (GO): pyridoxal phosphate binding; L-tyrosine:2-oxoglutarate transaminase activity
Source: RefSeq, a predicted model, not a curated record
AAAGUUCUUUGCUUCAAACAUUCCUCGAAACAGACGACAAAUUUUAAAUUUGAAUGCAGAUAAGACAUAUCUGGUUGAAUAUAGUGUUCUUGGCAUAUAACUGGAAUCGAACCCCUCUGCAACUGAAUAAGUUCCAAACAUUUGGUGAUGGGGCAGCACUUGUUGAAGAAAAUUUUUCGUGAUUCCGAUUUCUGAUAAUCAAAAUUAUUCCCCGGGACCGCCGCCACCGCCGGUGACUAGACUACCCUCUUUUCGCCAUCUCUGUAGCAGUAGCAGCGAGUUUCUGAGAUUUGCAACACGCCAUGGAAAACGGGCCGAUAGAAUGGCGAUUUCAAGGCAACUUCAAACGGAACGCGCCGGCGAAGCCCUCAAUCGCCGUAGCCCUCGACAGGCUCAGGCAGAGCCUCGAUAAAGACGACCAGAGGACUGUCAUAUCCCUUGGCCUUGGCGACCCCUCCAUUUUUGCUUCCUAUCGUAUUGAUUCAGCGGCUGAAGACGCCAUCGCUGAUGCUGUUCGCUCUACUAAGUUUAAUUCCUACUCUCCCCCUCUUGGCAUUCCCGAGGCAAGAAGGGCAGUUGCCGAUCAUCUGUCUCGUGAUCUUCCCUACCGUCUACCGGCGGAUGAUGUUUUUCUAACAUCUGGGUGUGUACAAGGAAUUCAAACCAUAUUGACAGUUCUAUCUUCCUCCCCAGGAGCCAAUAUCUUGCUUCCCAGGCCAGGGUUCCCCGUCUAUGAGCUGCGUGCUGCUUUCGCCCACAUUGAAACUCGCUAUUUCGAUCUUCUUCCUCAAAAGGAUUGGGAAGUCGACCUCAACGGCGUCGAAGCUCUGUUGGACGAUAAAACUGCAGCAUUGGUCAUCAUCAACCCAGUGAAUCCCUGCGGGAGUGUUUACACAAGAGCACAUCUACAGGAGAUUGCGGAGACAGCAAGAAAACUUGGGGUUAUGGUAAUCUCUGAUGAAGUUUAUGCCAAUCUCAAUUUUGGCUGUAACCCAUUUGUCCCGAUGGGAGCAUUUUCAUCAAUUGCUCCUGUUAUCACUCUUGGAUCCAUAUCUAAGAGAUGGUUUGUGCCUGGAUGGCGUUUUGGUUGGCUUGUGGCUAAUGACCCACAUGGAAUUCUUCAUCACUCUGGGAUUGUUGAGCGCAUCAAGAGAUAUAUCAAUUUCACAAUGGUUCCUGCCACAUUCAUUCAGGCAGCCAUUCCUCAAAUUCUGGAGACAACAAAGGAGGAUUUCUUCUAUAGGAUAAACCGCCUGCUAAGAGAGGCUGCAUAUACAUUUUAUGAGGGACUGAAGGAAAUCCCCUGCAUCAUUUGUCCCAAUAAACCACAAGGCUCCAUGUUUAUGAUAGUGAAACUUGAUUUGUCCCUUCUGGAAGGCAUUGAAGAUGAUUAUGAGUUCUGUGUUCAGCUGGCUAAAGAGGAAUCUGUGAUUAUUCUUCCUGGUGAUGUGGUUGGGUUGAAGAACUGGUUACGGAUAUCUUUUGCAAUUGAUAUUGCAGAUCUUAAAGAUAGCCUUCGGAGGAUAAAAGCCUUCUGCCAAAGGCAUGUUCGAAUCUGUCAAGCUUGAUAAAUUCAAUCAAAAGAUGCAAUAAGAUUUUUUGAUGUCUUCCAGCUUACACUAAUGGAUCCCUAAAGAUGUAUAAGAUUUGAAAUAACAGCUAAGUUAUGUUUUUUGGUAUAACAAAUGGGGUAGGAGAUUCGAACUCAUGACCUCGAUCAAAAAUUAGUGUCAACUAUCACUGAGUUAAGCUCAUCUUGACUAAUAGCGGAGCUAUGUUGAUAAUUUAUCUUGCAAAACUCUUUUGAGUUGUUUU